This is a messenger RNA of Etheostoma cragini (Arkansas darter), 1111 nucleotides long. RefSeq names its product S100 calcium binding protein T (gene s100t). The transcript is spliced from 3 exons. Gene Ontology annotation, molecular function: transition metal ion binding; calcium ion binding. The coding region runs from base 325 to 747 and encodes 140 amino acids. Lineage: Eukaryota; Metazoa; Chordata; Actinopteri; Perciformes; Percidae. The record is from RefSeq and is a predicted model, not a curated record.
UCACAGACUCACUAUUUACACAUAACGUCCAUGCAGACUGAUAUCUAAGAGUAAAAAGCCAACAUUUACAGUAAAGUGUACAACGACAGCAUUUGUGGUAUGGCUUGUGGUCACAUUAAGGUUACUUCAAUUUACCUAAUGCUGUAGUCACAGGACAAUUAUUGUUUUUUGUCAAUAUGUCAUCUCUGACAGAGCAGGUGGAUCAUCUGUCUAUCCAUUUAGGUGAUAGCAGGUGUCUGAUGCGUAAACAGAGAUGGAAGAGAGGAGCAACAGGUGAAAGGAGGGAGAGAGGAGGAAGGAUAAGUGGGAUGGGUGGAGUGAGGGAUGUAUUUAAGACGUCCUCCUCAUCCUUUUCAUCAGUCGCUUCUGCCUUCUCUCUCUGCACCUGACCAGCAGGCCAUCAAUCGUCCUCCACUUAGAAUGUCUUUGCCCAACUCAGAGAACGCCUCCACCCUGGAGAACGCCAUGCAGCUCAUGAUCCAGACCUUCCAUAAGUACUCUGGGAACGAGGGAGACAAAUAUACACUGAGCAGGGCUGAGCUCAAAGAGAUGCUAACCGCUGAGCUCGGCAACUACCUGGGGAAUGCCCAGGAUAAAGAGGCAGUUGAUAGGGUCAUGGGAGAUCUGGAUUCCAACAACGACGGUGAGGUAGAUUUCACAGAGUUCAUCAUUCUGGUCGGAGCUCUUACUGUGGCCUGUAACGACUUCUUCCUGGAGUACAAAGACAAGCCAGAGAAGAAAAAGUGAACACAAAGAUUUCUCUGCAGACCCAUACAGUCUAGGGAGGGAACGGUUCAGACAGGAGUGGACAUCCUGAUAUGGGAUUUAAAUUCACAAAUACACACACACACACACACACACACACUCACACACUCACACACAGGUCUAAUAGUCACCUGAGCAGUAAAUGUUGGGUGUUUGUGUAUUUGUCUGCAAUGUCCAAAUAAUGCAUUACUAGCUGUAUUUAUUGUAAUGUGAAAUUCUGGAGAGUUUAAGUCAGUUUCCACACCUGUACUAUGCUAGGUUGCUUUUUUCUUUUCAUGUAUUUUGUAACACAUUCAAGCACAUGAAUUUCUUCCUGGAAAGAAUAAAUGUAAUCUAUACUUCAACA